This is a messenger RNA of Acyrthosiphon pisum (pea aphid), 1428 nucleotides long. Its product is annotated as GATA zinc finger domain-containing protein 14. The record is from RefSeq and is a predicted model, not a curated record. NCBI's taxonomy places the organism in Eukaryota, Metazoa, Arthropoda, Insecta, Hemiptera, Aphididae.
AAGUGCAGUACCAUGAUAUUAAUUUAUACACUACACCAUUGAUUAUAGACUAUUCAGUUAAUCAGAUAUACACUUUUAGAGGAUUCCCUGCCUAAUUAUAGAAAAAGAUUAAGUAAUUUACUCUAUGGUAACACGUUCGUGUAUGGUUGAGUGGUGAGUGGUGACGGGUCGUUUUCACUUUUUCAGUAUUCACUAUUCAGUGCACCACGAGCUACGCCGCUCCGGCAGUAUUUCGAGUGCAGUAUUGUAGGCUGCGGUAGUGCAGUUCCUAGUUCCGAGUACGUACUUUCACAGCAAAUUUCCCUGCAUUCUGACAAACGACUGUUCUAUCCGUUGGGCGUUGAGUGGUUCGAUUCGUUUAUAGCAGUAUACAAACAAAUCAGAAAAAUGGAUGACUUGGAUUCAGUAAUACUCAACCUAAAAGCUUGUCUAAUAUCUACCAAAGGUGGAAUACAAUUAAGUCAAAUAGAAAAUGAAUAUUUUAAAGUAACUGGCGAAAGAAUUCCAUUCAGGCAGUUGGGAUUUUCAUCAUUAGAAACCCUAUUACAAUCCUCUGGAAAGUUUACAAUUCAAAAUUAUGGCGGAGGUGCCAUUGUACAAGCGUUAGCUACUAGUAAAACACAACAUUUGACUGAGCUUAUCAAAAAACAGAAAUCAAAACCACCAAAAAAAAAACCAUUUAUAGGUCUUAAAAAUACUCCGAGAAAAUUUGGUUCUUCAAAUACCUAUAACGGAUAUAACAGACCUAAACAGCCACUAAGACAAGGAAAUAGUGGCUUGAAUUAUGGACCUCCUCGAAACAACUAUCAAGGUACUUCUAUUCCUAAUUACACCAACAGUUAUAAUAAAACACAGUCAACGCAUAGUGAUAACAGGCAUAAUAAAUUCAAUAAUUAUGAGCCAAAAACAUUUGAUCAGAAUAAUUAUAAAAAGCCUCAGUUUCCUAUAAACAACUAUAGUAAUAAUACUAAGAACUAUAAUGGAAACUUACAAUCAAAUUCUGAUGUAUGUUUGCCUGAAACAAAAACUUUGAAUAAUUUAUCCAAUGAUAAUAGAAAAAAUGAGGUUAAAUCAGUUCCAAUUAAACAUGACAUAUAUGUAUUAAAUGAAAAUACCAACAAUUAUAAUAAAUUGGAACAAAUUCCACUUACUAGCAGUUGCAGUAGCUUAGAAUCAACAUAUAGUUCUAGUUCUGCUAGUUACAAACCUAAGCAUUCAUCACCGGACAAACUCCAAACAGGAGAUACAGCCAAUAACAAAGAUACAAUUCCAAAAAGUAACAUGCAGGAGAAUAAUAGUGAAUUUAAGAAAUCGUCACAUAAAUCUAUUCAGAAGUUCCCAUCAAUACAAAACAUGCCACCUAUAAAAAUGUCCACUGCACAAAGCAGACUUGAAAAAUAUCCUAAAAAAUGUGAAGAACAAAUUAAG